AUGGCUACAGCAAACGAUACAUGUGAAGUGUGUGGUCUGGAAGACUUUGCAUUAGAAGAUGGUUUUUAUUACUGUACAGAAUGUGGCACAAAACUUCAUAGCAAACGUGAAAUUGUGGAUGAUGAUAUAGAUGUCGGCUGCCAUACAACGAUGCGGACAGAAGUUCAAGUGGGAAGCAAAAUAUCAAGCUGGGAGCAAAUGAAUUAUUUCCUUCACGGCCUCACGGAGCGAUUGGUUGAGUUGGGCGCUCCGGAAGAGCUAAAAAUGACAGUUUUACAGAUUUGGAGUGCCUAUCUGAAUAACGCCGAGAUAGCUUUCUUCCACAAAAGGCAACGUAAGCGUCCACGUUUAACUUUGCGAAAUCUGAAAUUGGAUUUGAAAGUAAUGUUCAACCGAAGUGUUCCCAAGCGAUCCAUACGCAGAGAUAAAAAAUCGGGGGAAACUUCCAUAAAGCGUGGGCGAAAGCGAACUCAAGAUAUGUUAAAAGCUGAACAAGAUGAAUUAACACAAAGUCAAAAUUCGGACUUAGAAUCUACGUUAAGCAACUUAUCGACAUCGAUGCGGGAUUCUAAUUCAGUUCAAACCCCAUUGGGGUUUCAAUUCAACCGUCGAACGCGUAAACGACUUCUGGAAGAAUUGCAGCUUGAUGAGGACAGUGUACAGUGGCAUGAGCAAGAAACACCUGCCGAUGUGAAUUGUCAUACCUUUCCCCAUUUGAAUGUAAAACGAUAUAGGGCUAAAGAGGGAGACAACUGGUCAUUCAUGCAUCGGAAAUCAAUUUUAAUCGGUAUUCUAACCCUUGGUUUGAAUCAAGUGCGCAGCACAAUACAAGCAGCAGAUCUGAUACGAUGGAUAGAAGAAGGACAUCUUCCGUUUCAUGACUUACGACAAUAUUUACCGGAGGGUCUAGACCCAGAUUGUUAUUCUGAAACAUUGUCACAUCUGUCGUGUUCUUAUCAUGGGUUCGUGAACUACAGAGAAGUCACAUCGCUGAUAGCAACAGAUCUUGGAAUAAUGCCAAUCCAUCCAGAUUUAUCUACGAUUUGCUACCGAUUUUUAAGUGAACUAGCGCUCCCGCUCGAUCUAGCACCCUACAUUGACAAAGUGAUUGCAAUUGCGCCAGCCAUUAAGCCCCCUGCUGCAAAAGCCUGCUUUCCGAAGUACGAACUGCACGCCAUGAAGUUCAUAUUGUUUGUUAUGAAACUGUUGUUUGGUUUGGAUGGUGUGGUCGAAACAAAAUUAGAUUUAACCACCGAAAAGCUCAACGAACGAAUUGGAGCAUGUACCAAAAUUCCACAACUUUUCGUAUGGCGUGAGUGGCAACGAUACGUGACUAUGCGGCACGUUAUACUGGAACAAUUGCACUACCCAACAAGUCAUUCCCGCACCCAAUCCACGAUAAACCGUCCUAUUGAUAACGAUCUUUUUCUUAGCUUUUUUGAGACUCAUGCUGUUUCAGACGAUGAUAAUACUACUGGCUAUCAAGCUGGUAUACAUGGACCAAGGCAUACUGCGGCCCAAGAGCGAUUAUUUAAAAAUUUGCACACCAUCAUAUCAUCGGCAACAGAGAAACACCCAAGCCUUCACGGAGGACAAUCGAAAAAGCAUAUCGAGUUCAAUCAUAGCUUGGAACCGCAACGUACGUAUUUCGCAGAAAUACUGAAAAUGGACGAUACCGAGCGGCAACACGUGUAUAUUCCAGAGUACAUGCUAACAGAUCACAACAAACGUAUGACAGCACCGUUCGUUAAUCCAAUGCCUCUUAAAAAACAACUUUUGGCGAAUCAAAAGAUUAGAUUGAUCACAAAAAAAAUUAAACCAACAAUUAAGCAUAUCCAGAUGGUUGCGUACAACUCACAUCUUAAGAAUGUAGAUCUUUACCUCCAUGUGAAUAAGUUCGCCCAUGUGCUCCAAAGGGAGGAUGAUAGUGAAUCGAGCAGUUCCGAAAAUGGCAACGCCGAAAGUAACAUUUUAGAUUACAUCAACUCAAAAGCCGAGAAAUAUCAUCUCAGUCACGAGGAAAUACUACACGAUACACUGUGCCAAAAUACGAUAGCUGAGUUGGAAUCAAACCUUCGGACGGCGCAGUUUAAAGCCAGAUCCAAAGACGCGGAGCUGGUGUGGUUAAAAGAACUUAAAGAUGAAGUCAAUCCGUUUCAAAAUAAUCCUACCGUAUACAAAACUCUACCAGAUAAGCAAUGUUGCAGCGAAACGAUAAAAUUUGCUCUGCCGAAUUAUUACUACUGGGUCAAGAGUGGAAAUCUCAGCUGCAUUACGCUUAGUACCUUCGAGCAGGAUUAUUUUAGCACUUUUCCAGCCAGCUUUCAAUUCCUUCUGCGGGAAGCAGCUUACGUUACGCGGUGUUCCAUGAUGGAUUUAUAUUCGGAACUGAAUGAGUUGGAAAAACAUAUUUUUAAAAUAUAUGAUCGAAUAAAAUGA
Anopheles marshallii is the source of this 2439-nucleotide messenger RNA. RefSeq names its product TATA box-binding protein-associated factor RNA polymerase I subunit B (gene TAF1B). Gene Ontology annotation, cellular component: RNA polymerase I core factor complex; RNA polymerase transcription factor SL1 complex. The transcript has 2 exons. Gene Ontology annotation, biological process: nucleolar large rRNA transcription by RNA polymerase I; RNA polymerase I preinitiation complex assembly. Gene Ontology annotation, molecular function: RNA polymerase I core promoter sequence-specific DNA binding. The coding region runs from base 1 to 2439 and encodes 812 amino acids. NCBI's taxonomy places the organism in Eukaryota, Metazoa, Arthropoda, Insecta, Diptera, Culicidae. The record is from RefSeq and is a predicted model, not a curated record.